Chara braunii is the source of this 1402-nucleotide messenger RNA. The record is from the annotation of a GenBank genome assembly. Lineage: Eukaryota; Viridiplantae; Streptophyta; Charophyceae; Charales; Characeae.
GGGUGCCUGCAGUUCGGCGUGUUGACAAAUUGGGGUUGACGUUGGAUUGCAGCCCGCUUGCGGUGGCUUCCACAAUGGCAUCUCUUGGCGGAUCAAAAGUUGUGAGAGUGGGCUUUUCCUUCCGGAAAAAGAAGAACUUCUUUUCGGCGAAGUUUCUAGAACAUGCGAGGAGCCGUGGUGUGACGUUCCUCGAAGUAAAGCAAGGCAUCCCACUGGUAGAACAAGGGCCAUUCGAUAUCAUCUUGCACAAGAGGAACGAUAGCGAUUGGUUCAGAGAUAUGGAGGACUACAAGUCUCAACACCCACAUGUGGAGUUGAUUGAGCCAGCAGAGGGAGUACUUGCUCUGGACAAUCGCGAGCACCAGCUGCGAGCUGCUCAACUGCUUGACCUCAAGGAAUUCCAUGGCAAGGUUGUGACACCGAAGCAAGUGCGAAUCGAAUCACAUACACCAACCAAGUCGAUUCGGCGGAUGCUUGCGGAAGCCGGCAUAUCUGUGCCAUUCAUCGUAAAGCCUUUGGCAAACUCCAUAGAUGGGUCACAUGAUCUGCAAAUUGUAUAUCGCAUGGAGGGUGUGGACCAACUCAGACCUCCCCUCCUCCUUCAGGAAUUUGUCGAUCAUGGAGGGGUUUGCUUUAAGUUGUACGUCAUUGGAAAGUCGUUUACAUGCGUCCGGCGGCGAUCAGUGCCAGACAUAGGCGAGAUCGCUUCUGACGACCCUGACGCGCAGCCACUUCUCGGUGCAAUUCGCCCUUUACCGAAAUUGUCGUCCAUCCCAGUCGAACAGGGUGACAUGGUGAAUGACUCGGUUCGCAACCCCGAGCCAGAAUUUCUGGAGCGCUUAUCAGCAGAACUGACAAGGUGUUUGAAGCUUCGGCUUUUCAAUGUCGAUCUCCUUCCAGAGGGCGGGACAAACGGUGAUAGAUUUGUUCUCAUAGACGUCAACUAUUUCCCAGGCUAUAACAAGAACCCUGGCUAUGAGGUCCCCUUCAUCGACUUCAUCCUGGAAGUUGCUGCAGAGGUGAACCGAAGAAAGGUGACGCUUAUGUAGAAAGCAAAUUACGCUCCGCUGGCAAUAGCAAAUCGCUAAUGAAAGAAAAAUCCUUCAUUCCUUGCAAGUGCGUGUGUUCGCUGCAGCAAAUUACAUCAUCUGAUCCUUGAAGGGGGCUGCCAAGUGUAAGUAGGGUUGCAUCAUAGCAACUGUACUGCAGAGUGAACCUUGUGAGGAAGAAAUCAUAGUGUCCGAUUUUUGUGUCAUUUCUCUCUCUUUGAAGAGAUGCAGGUGACCAAUUUUGUUUCAAGUUUCAACUUGUGAUGAACUUUUAUAACACAUCCAACUGAACUCGAGUUUCGGACUGAGCUGGAGUAUAAAAUUAUACUAUAUAACAAAUUGCAUAAAAGUUA